AUGGCAUUAAAUAAAUAUAUUGAUCAUAGUAGAGAAGAAUUGGAAUCUAAUGAUCAACAACACCAACAGGGAGCUGGACGAUCAUUAAAAUUAUCAACCAUUUUCAAAAUUGAAGAUUUUAUUCCAGAAGCAUUUAAAAUAUUGGUGAUUGGACAAGUUGCUGUUGGCAAAACAACCAUCGUCAGUAAACUAACUCAUGGUUCUUUUCCAUUUGAUAAGGAAAAAACUCAUAAACCAACUGUAUGUCAAUCAAUGUAUUUGGAAAUAUUUUAA
Messenger RNA from Cavenderia fasciculata, 273 nucleotides. RefSeq lists its product as uncharacterized. The transcript has a single exon. NCBI's taxonomy places the organism in Eukaryota, Evosea, Eumycetozoa, Acytosteliales, Cavenderiaceae. Bases 1 to 273 code for a protein of 90 amino acids. The record is from RefSeq and is a predicted model, not a curated record.